AUGGCGUCGUCGCUCGUGGAUCAGAAGUUUCUCGGCCGUCUGGCCAGGACGGUCGAAGCAGACAAUCCCUUGCUGUCAUCCAUGCUGCUCAAACUCCUCGGAUUGUCCCUCAGCCUCGCAGAACAGUUGGUUACAGCCAAGAAACAGCGCCGCCCAGAUCCCGCCAGAAGCCCGAAGUCUUUGGAGCUCAUUCUUCAUAUCAUAUGGCUUUCACGAGAGGGCCUGGUCAUGCUUCAGCAGUAUGUCAUACCCAUGGUAGGGAAUCAUACCGAGUUGAAGGUGCUCGCGUACAAACUCCAAGCAUCUUUCUAUUACAUCUUUGUGUUGUUCCACAACAACCCUCCGGUUUCGACGAUCGGCAUUUCGACACCUGACCCGGCGACCAGCGCAGUACUGCCAGGAACGACACCACCCAGAUCCGAUAAGGGCAAGGGCCUCGCCAUGGAAGGUGACUGGAACACUUCGCAAAACUCCAUACAACCCACACAUCCUCUUGAAGGAGGGCCAGUCCAUCCUCCGCCGGGCUUCGCCCCUCAACACAAUGUUGUCGAUCUUCCCGCUCGAUUUCUGAAGGAGCCUAAAAACUUUCUUCCCGAGGCCCAUCAGUACUUCCAACAAGCAAUCGGUCUGGCAGACACGUAUCUUUGGGGUUCCCAUUCAUUACGCCUGUCCGUCAAGACAGAAUACGCUGCAUUCCUAUGGGACUGCUUGCACGAUGGCGAAGGUAGCCGCAAGGUCGCCAAGGACGCUAUAGCCGAGGUGUAUGAAGCCUCGGAAGGCAUGGACGACGACAUGUUCACGGACGCUUGCGAACUCGUCACCGUUCUUGGGAGGAUGAUGAAGCGAGGGUUGGGCACAAACAACAUGGGUUCCACCAACACCUUGAGAAGUCAGCGCGAUACCGCCAGCCCAGCCCAGCCGUUGUAUGCGCAGGCUCCUGCCGCUGUGCCGCCCCCGGGGAUGGAGAACCCCAUCUGA
Messenger RNA from Verticillium dahliae VdLs.17, 978 nucleotides. RefSeq lists its product as uncharacterized. Lineage: Eukaryota; Fungi; Ascomycota; Sordariomycetes; Glomerellales; Plectosphaerellaceae. The record is from RefSeq and is a predicted model, not a curated record. Bases 1 to 978 code for a protein of 325 amino acids. The transcript has a single exon.